Molecule: messenger RNA, 1565 nt
Organism: Ornithorhynchus anatinus (platypus)
Lineage: Eukaryota; Metazoa; Chordata; Mammalia; Monotremata; Ornithorhynchidae
Gene: NSMCE4A
Product: NSE4 homolog A, SMC5-SMC6 complex component
Exons: 11
Coding region: 1-1176 (391 amino acids)
Biological process (GO): DNA repair
Cellular component (GO): nucleus; Smc5-Smc6 complex
Source: RefSeq, a predicted model, not a curated record
AUGCCCAUGCCCCGGGACGGCGGGGGCGGCGGCGGCGGGGACGGCGGGGGCGGGCGGGCCUCCCUCGGGCCAGGCCGGGCCUCGGCCUCGGCUUCGGCUUCGGCUUCGGCGUCGGGCCCGGGCUCUCUCCGCGGCGGAGCGGGUCCCGAGGGCGGGGAGGCGGGGGGCCGAGCCUCGGGCCGUGCGAGGCCUCCCCCGGAGCGGGCGGGCGGGGAGGAGGCCGGCGGGGUCGAGAGGGACGACGCCAGCCGGAAGCUCAUCCGCCAUCAGUACCGGGAGCUCAUCCACACCGUGCAGCAGAAUCGAGAGGUAAUGCUGAGUUCCAAAAACAAUAAGUUAACAGAAGCACUUGAAGAAGCCAACAAGCUAUUCACUGGAGUGUCCCGAGCAAGAGAGGCAGCACUAGAUGCCCAGUUUCUAGUUUUGGCUUCAGAUUUGGGAAAAGAGAAGGCUAAUCAGCUGCGCUCUGAUAUGACGAUAUUUGACCCGUCAGCAUUUGCUGAAGAUUUACUGACAUUCAUGGGUCUAAAUCGUCUAGAAGGUGGAGAGAAUGACAGUGACACUGAAUCUGUCAGUGGGUUCUUGCCUGGUGACGCCUGGCACAAAUUAGGAUCUGAAGCAGAAAAACACUUGAGAAGAGCUCCGACUUUCCACUUCAUGUUGGGCUCAUUCAAGACUGAUCCUCCUGUACCAAAACCGCGGCUCGAACGGCAGAAAAAAAGUGCCAGGAAGGAAGUCGCAAGGGCAAUGCCCACAACGGUUGCGAAGGAAAAAAUGGAAGAGUCCCAUCAAGAAGCUACGGAAAAAGAAGUUGAACGAAUUUUAGGAUUGCUGCAGACCUAUUUUGAAGACGAUCCCAAUACCCCUAUAUCCUUCUUUGACUUUGUAAUCGAUCCAGACUCUUUUGCUCGCACAGUGGAAAACAUCUUCCAUGUUUCCUUCAUCAUACGGGAUGGUUUUGCAAGAAUCAAGCUUGAUCAAGACAGACUGCCAAUAAUAGAGCCAUCAGGGGAAGCUAAGGAAAACAGAAGUGACCAGGAAGCCCUGGUACGGAACCAGGGAGUUAUCUCUCUGAGCUAUGAAGAUUGGAAGGACAUUGUGGAGACUUUUGAAAUCACGCAGGCUAUGAUAUCCCCUCCGUCUCAUAAACCACAGGGUGCAAUGGAAGAAACUUAGUACUCAGUGUGUGUCCAAAGUGGAAAUUGAAGUGCCUAUUCCAAAUCAAAUAGGAAGGCAUUUUUGAUGUGCUAAUAUGCCUAUGUGUAGUGUUCAUAGAAAUAUAUAUAUAGUAUGAUAAAAAUAGUAUUUUAAAGAUUAGAAACUUUGUCGCUGUUAUAUUGUUAUAUAAUGUAUCUUUAUUUUUCUUGAUAGUUUAUUAAAAUGUCAACCUCCAGCGUUAAUGUCCUUGCAGUACCUUUCGUCAAAUACGUUUGUAUUGUAUGCAUUUUUCCACUAUUUCAUCUUAUUUUUUUUGAACAUGAGGUGUAUUGACUCUGCCUCUCCCCUGCCCUUGCUCAUUGGAUGUCAUGCCAAAUGUAUUUGAUUAAAAAGCAUUUUUAAAUCUU